CUAAUAACAAUAGAAUUACUUGAGAGGUACACCUAAACUAAUUAAAUAGAAGGAAAAGGAAAAAAAAAAAAAAGCUUACGUAGUAAAGUUGCCCCACGACAUUUUCCAGUGAAGAACUGAUCAAAUGGUCGGCUCCAUUAAAUAAAAAAAAAAAACAUAUUUGCCACAAAAUACAGACAAAAAAGCCAACCCAAAAAACCAAACCAAACUCAAUGCAACAAAAAAACAAGCACACCAAAAUAAAGCAAACCUUACAAACUUUUUUUUCCCCCUCUGAUCGUCAUCAUCAAUAUUCAUCAACAUGAAAGAAAAAGAAAAAAGAAGUAGUAAUGAAGUAUGGGAUUGUGGGAGCCCUUUGUAUGAUUCGUAUGAAUUGGCUUGCUUAAGCCACGUGAUUGACAGGCACAUGAUGAUGCUUCCAUCUCUCGCAGCCAGCAAAUCCAGAAAGCUUAAGGAAGAAGAGGAAGAAGAAAUGGUGAUGAUCGCGGAUGCCGGAUCUCCCGGGUUGUCGGAUUUGUCGUCGAAUUCGAGUCCGAAAGAGUUGAUAAAGAAGAAGAAGAGGAGAGGAGGAGGAGAAGGGACAUCUUGUAUUGGAGUGAGCUUUUUGUGGAGCAAUUGGAGGAGGAAGAGAAUAUGCGAUCAUGAUGAUUUAAAUGGAAUUGAAGGAGAAGUGGUGAAGAAAGGGAAGAAGGUGAUGAAAUUUAGUGAUGGGAUAUCUAGAGUUUAUAAUAGGAUUAGUUCUUUGAGGAAAUAGAAUUAAUUUUUUUGUUUAUUUUUUUUAAUCAUCGGCUGUUUUGGAGACUGGAUGAAUUUGGAUCAAUUCAUCCAACAAAUCAAUCCAAGGAAUUUUUCAAUGAGAUUAUGGUACACUACGAUGUGUUUAUUCCCCCUCUUUAAUUUCUUUUAUGUCGCUGGUACCAUACAAUGUAUGUUAGUACCCGAUUUAGUGUUAUCUUGCAUUCAAGUUUAUAAUAACAAUACAGGUUGGGAUGAAUCUCAUGAUUUCAGUUUGCAAUUUUGUGUCAAUGAGCA
Oldenlandia corymbosa var. corymbosa is the source of this 1032-nucleotide messenger RNA. NCBI's taxonomy places the organism in Eukaryota, Viridiplantae, Streptophyta, Magnoliopsida, Gentianales, Rubiaceae. The record is from the annotation of a GenBank genome assembly.